This is a messenger RNA of Melanotaenia boesemani (Boeseman's rainbowfish), 1309 nucleotides long. RefSeq names its product cathepsin S-like. Gene Ontology annotation, biological process: immune response. Lineage: Eukaryota; Metazoa; Chordata; Actinopteri; Atheriniformes; Melanotaeniidae. Gene Ontology annotation, molecular function: cysteine-type endopeptidase activity. The coding region runs from base 89 to 1069 and encodes 326 amino acids. The transcript is spliced from 8 exons. The record is from RefSeq and is a predicted model, not a curated record. Gene Ontology annotation, cellular component: lysosome.
AGUGUGCCUAUAAAUGCAUGGUGGUCAAAACUCUCAAUGUUUUAAGAUUAGUCUGUUUUUUCCCCUGGUUAUCUGUUAAGCUCUCAGAAUGUUUCAGCCUCUGCUUUUCAUAGUCUUGUGUGGUUUGCCAGUUACUAGUUCAAACAUGGAUCAUCACUGGGAGCUGUGGAAGAAGACCCACAGCAAGGUUUAUUCUCAUCAGGUUGAAGAGUGGGGUCGACGGCGGAUAUGGGAGGAAAACCUGGAAAUGAUUGGUCUCCAUAACCUGGAAGCAUCCCUGGGUCUGCAUACCUAUGAGUUGGCAAUGAAUCACUUGGGAGAUCUGACCACUGAGGAGGUCAUCGGUGUGUUCUCAGGCACAUUUGUACCAUCUGACCAAGAGAGGGUUCCUUAUGAAUUAAUUAAUCUUAACAUGACCCUGCCAGCCUCACUGGACUGGAGAGAUGAAGGGUUUGUAACUCCAGUCAAAACCCAGGGUUCUUGUGGCUCUUGUUGGGCAUUUAGUGCAACAGGAGCCCUUGAGGGGCAGCUGAAGAAGUCUACAGGUGUCUUGGUGUCCCUUAGUUCACAGAAUCUGGUGGACUGCUCCACAAAAUAUGGCAACUAUGGGUGUAAGGGUGGCUUCAUGGCAAACGCUUUCCAGUAUGUCAUUAAAAACAAUGGAAUCAGCUCUGAUGAUGCUUAUCCAUAUGUAGGAAAGCAUGAUGAAUGCAAGUACCAGCCAAAGCAUCGGGCUGCUACCUGCUCAGGAUAUGGCUUUUUACCAAAGGGGGAUGAAACUGUAUUGAAAAUGGGCUUGGCUACCAUCGGCCCAAUCUCAGUUGCAAUUGAUGCAUCCAGGCCAAAGUUUCUCUUUUACCGUCACGGUGUGUAUCGGGACCAUACAUGUACCCACAAUGUGAACCAUGGCAUGCUGCUUGUGGGAUAUGGCACUGAAAGAGGAGAAGACUACUGGCUAGUCAAAAACAGUUGGGGUAAACACUUUGGAGAUGAAGGCUACAUCAAAAUGGCUCGAAACAGAAGCAACCAAUGUGGCAUCGCGCUCUAUGCUUGUUUUCCCAUUAUGUGAGCAAGACGUCUGUGUGGGGUUUUGUUUGGUUUUUUUGGGGGGGUACAUUUUUUAUAAACAUUGUUUAUUGGGGGAGAAUAUAUGAAAAAGGUAAACGGUAAAUAAACUCUAGUUAUUGUCUCUUUAAAUUUUUUUUAAUUUCUAUGCUACAUGUCAAGCAGAAGUGUCGAGUUUAUGAAGCUCGGUGAACGCCUGAACAUAUUGUGCUGCAUUGGUGAAUUAAAACUGAACAUUCAGUAA